UUUACUUUGCUGCUGACUUGUAACUUUGUAGGUAGAACAGCAGGGAUCUGAGAGAACCAUAUCACUAGAUACAUUUGCUGUUGCUAUACUUUAACAGCUUUUGAGAGAGGUUCAUCAUGAUGUACUAUUUAUGGAUGCAUUCUAUUAUUACAACUGCAAUCAUGAUGGUGUUGUACACGCAGGCUAAUUCAGAAAUACCAACUACAUGUUCUGUCGUUCAGGGUCUUCCAGGUCUUAAUGGCAGAGAUGGGAGGGAUGGAACUUACGGACAGAAAGGAGAGCCAGGACGAAGUGGGGAGAUGGGAAAUCCUGGUAUAAGAGGUAUUGCAGGACCUCCUGGAAAAGUAGGACCUAAAGGGGAUCAAGGAAACAUAGGAAUCCCAGGUUCUGCAGGUGUGCCAGGAUCAAAAGGAGAGAAAGGAAAGAAUGGAGAGAAUGGAUAUCCAGGUGUGCCAGGAUCAAAAGGAGAGAAAGGAGAUACAGGUAUGACUGACAAACACUUAUAGUAAAGCUUUUAACCA
Pelobates fuscus (common spadefoot toad) is the source of this 521-nucleotide messenger RNA. RefSeq names its product pulmonary surfactant-associated protein D-like. The record is from RefSeq and is a predicted model, not a curated record. Gene Ontology annotation, biological process: extracellular matrix organization. The transcript is spliced from 5 exons. Bases 117 to 506 code for a protein of 129 amino acids. Gene Ontology annotation, molecular function: extracellular matrix structural constituent conferring tensile strength. Lineage: Eukaryota; Metazoa; Chordata; Amphibia; Anura; Pelobatidae.